CUGGCUGAAGCUGACACCCGGGGUCAGCAAACAGCGAAGGUUCGCUGUGAAUGUGUGAAACAGAGGAAGGAGAACAUGCGGCAGUCAUCAAAUGACCGAGUUCCAGUUACUCUAUUUUGUGUUGAAAGAAUAUUUUACAGCAGAAGAGAUGAUCCUGACAUUGCAGCUCACUUGACACAUGGCAUAGAGCCAUGUUCUUCACUUAGUGCAGCUUCACUGAGAAAUCCACUUCCUAAACCCAAUUUUCAACAAAACAUACAAGACAAAAAAGUCUACUUCAGCAAUCAUCAAGCAUCCUUGGACAGAUCACAUGAUCAAUCUUCUAUCUUACCUAAGGGCUUCCAUAUAAUUAAUACUACAUUUGGAAAAAAAGUCAUCCAAGAUGUCUUAGCUGGAGAGCUUAUAAAUCCACCAAAAAGUUUUGAGGAAGUGGAUAAAGAAUCCAAAGAAGGACAUGAUCCGUACAUUUUGUCACAUAAUGAUUGUUAUGUGGGAUCCAAACAGAGUUUCAGGGCAGCUAUACUUUGUGAUAGGGAGCUCAGCAUGAGGCUCUGUGAUGAUUUCAAGGAAAAAUUUCAACCUCAGCUUGGAAAAGUCCUUGAUCAUAUAGCAGAAACUAUCAAUGUUCCCUCAGGCUGUACUUUUGGAAUGUUACUCCGUCCAGAUGAAUAUGGGGUUGGCGAUCUUCACUGUUGUGUUCCAUGUGAGUUCCUCUCUGGUAGAGACAGAGAGAGAGCUGUCUUGACUGCAGCUCAGCAAAGUGUGAAGAAAGCUAACUAUGAGAGUUUUGACGUGUUACUAGAGGCAUUCAGGCAUUAUGAUAAGAGUGGUGAUGAAAUGAUAGACAAGGAUGUCCUGUGCAAGUCCUGUUUUCACCUUAAUAUGAAUCUGGAGUAUGAGCUCCUGGAUUCUUUGUUUGACUGUUAUGAUUUGGACAAAGAUGGUCUGAUUAAUUAUCUGAAGUUGGCAAACUUUCUGAAUUGGAAAGACAAAAUGGCUAUUAAAGAGUUUGAAGAAAAAAUAAUUUAUAAUGUGUUGACAAACGAUGAGCCACUGCUGAAGCAGGGACAUCUUGUGUUAAAAGAACCAGGAAGCUCAGAAAAGACACCCAAAACACUUACAAGAUGAACAGAUCAUGUAUUUGGAAAUUAUCAGACAAUUUAUUCUCAGUAUAAUGCUGUAGUCGGUGGUCUCCCAACAGCCUGUUAUCCUGUGUGUGGUGUUUCGAUUAAUCGUUCAGAUAUUCCUGCUUCUCAAAUUUGCCGCAUCAGUGACAGAACUAAUUAUGGCGAUGAGGCCAAUGCUUAUGCAUUAUCGUUCCCCUCUGUCUUCAGUGAAGAGGGAGUGGUAAAAAGAGACUUUUUAAAAACAAAACCAAAGGCAAAG
Messenger RNA from Tauraco erythrolophus (red-crested turaco), 1386 nucleotides. The record is from RefSeq and is a predicted model, not a curated record. NCBI's taxonomy places the organism in Eukaryota, Metazoa, Chordata, Aves, Musophagiformes, Musophagidae.